AGCUGUAUAAGAAGUUCUGAAAUUCCAAACAAGAAUAGCCUUUGAUCUCUCCGCCUCAGUGGCCAUCACAGUACUCUGAAAAAUCUCCUAUGCAUUUUUACUCCUUCGUUGUUUGAUCGGAAUGCAACGUAAAACUGAAACCAGAGACUAAUCGAUCCUUCCAAUUAUUGAUUGCACCAAACCUCAUUCUCGGGCCUCACUGUUUCCUCCGAUCGCCGACACAGAACAAUACCACAUUGCUUUCAAUUGAAUUGACCUAUCUGGAUCGAGAACAAUGAAUGCCUAUAUUUUCGGUAUCGUUGUUCCUCUCCUCGUCAUCCUCUUCCGCAGCCGCAGUUCCACCAAGCGCCGCGGCCUCCCAGCCGACGUUGGCGGCGAGCGCGGCCUCGCGCUGCGGAACCACCGCUUCACUUCGCCACUCAGUUCUGCCUGGGAGGGCGUUACGACGCUGGCGGAGCUCUUCGAGCGCGCAUGCAGGGAGCAUCAUGACCGUGUGCUGCUCGGCACGCGCGUGGAGAUCGCGCGUGAAGUGGACUUCUCUUAUGGUAGAAGGCUCGAGAAGCUUCACCUGGGGGACUACCACUGGCUUACUUACGGGAGAGUCUUCGAAUCCGUCACGAGUUUCGCUUCCGGUUUGGCGUUGCUCGGUCAUCGCAAGGAAGAGCGCGUGGCUAUAUUCGCUGAAACCAGAGAUCGUUGGUUUAUUGCACUGCAGGGAUGCUUCAGGAGGAAUGUGACAGUUGUGACCAUAUAUUCGUCAUUGGGAGAGGAAGCUUUGUGUCACUCGUUGAAUGAGACAGAUGUCACAACAGUGAUAUGUGGGCGCAAAGAAUUGACGUCACUAGUACAUAUCAGUGGUCAACUUGAUUCUGUGAAACGUGUUAUAUGCAUUGACGACGACAAGAUUUCAUCUGAUUUGUUUGCUCAGACUGGAUGGAAAAUCACUUCCUUUGCUGACGUUGAGAGCCUUGGUAGAGACAAUCCUGUUGAGGCUGAUUUACCCCUUUCAGCCGAUGUUGCAGUUAUAAUGUACACAAGUGGAAGUACAGGAUUGCCCAAGGGUGUAAUGAUGACACAUGGCAAUGUCUUGGCAACAGUCUCUUCGAUAAUGAUUAUAGUUCCUAACCUUGGGCCAAAGGAUGUCUAUCUUGCCUACUUACCGAUGGCUCACAUCCUUGAAUUAGUAGCUGAGAAUUUGAUUGCAGCUGUUGGAGGUAGUAUAGGAUAUGGAACUCCCUUGACUUUAACUGAUACAUCAAACAAAAUAAUGAAGGGGAAAAGGGGGGAUGCCACUGCAUUGAUGCCAACUGUGAUGGCAGCUGUACCAGCAAUUCUUGAUCGUGUACGCGAAGGAGUGCUCAAGAAGGUAAAUGCAAAAGGAGGAUUGUCAAAGAAAUUGUUUUAUUUAGCCUUUGCACGAAGGUUGCUUGCACUUAAUGGUAGCUGGUUUGGUGCUUGGGGCUGGGAAAAAGCUCUAUGGAAUCUUCUUGUGUUCAAGAAGGUUCAAGCAAUUUUGGGUGGUCGCAUUCGGUUUAUACUAUGUGGUGGUGCUCCACUCUCUGGUGACACCCAAAGAUUCAUCAACAUUUGUCUUGGUGCUCCAAUAGGUCAAGGAUAUGGUCUCACUGAGACUUGUGCUGGUGGGACAUUCUCUGAUUUCGACGAUACGUCUGUGGGCCGUGUUGGGCCACCUAUUCCUUGCUCAUAUAUUAAACUAAUUGACUGGCCCGAAGGUGGAUAUUCAACUAAUGACUCGCCCAUGCCUCGUGGUGAAAUUGUGAUUGGAGGUCCAAAUGUCAGUCUUGGUUACUUCAAAAAUGAAGAAAAAACAAUAGAAUCUUACAAGGUUGAUGAAAGAGGAGUAAGGUGGUUCUACACUGGUGAUAUCGGGAGAUUUCAUAAAGAUGGUUGCAUUGAGAUCAUUGAUCGGAAAAAGGACAUAGUUAAACUCCAGCAUGGGGAAUAUGUGUCCUUGGGAAAGGUGGAGGCAGCUCUUUCUACCAGUCCCUACGUCGACAAUAUCAUGUUGCAUGCUGACCCUUUUCAUAGCUAUUGUGUGGCACUUGUCGUAGCUUCUCAUCCGGCAUUGGAGCAAUGGGCUUCACAGCAAGGAAUUGCUUAUUCUAAUAAUUUUUCAGAACUGUGCAGGAAAGAAGAAACUGUGAAGGAGGUGCAUGCAUCACUUUUAAAGGAAGCAAAGAAGGGUCGUCUGGAAAAGUUUGAGAUUCCUGCAAAAAUUAUUUGCCUUUCUGAGCCAUGGACUCCUGAAAGUGGCCUAGUCACUGCAGCUCUUAAGCUGAAGAGAGAGAUCAUUAGAAAGGCUUUUCAAGAGGAGCUUUCAAAGUUAUAUUCCUCCGUCUAGACCAAAAUUAGAUCUGGUUAUCAGUCUCAAUAAAAGUAAUUAGAAACACUUUUGUAGGGAGGACCUUUAUAUAUUUUUAUUUAUAAUCAUAUGUCCAUUUUAAAUUAUA
Molecule: messenger RNA, 2471 nt
Organism: Vigna radiata var. radiata (mung bean)
Lineage: Eukaryota; Viridiplantae; Streptophyta; Magnoliopsida; Fabales; Fabaceae
Product: long chain acyl-CoA synthetase 9, chloroplastic
Exons: 11
Coding region: 275-2362 (695 amino acids)
Cellular component (GO): membrane; endoplasmic reticulum
Molecular function (GO): long-chain fatty acid-CoA ligase activity
Source: RefSeq, a predicted model, not a curated record